AUGAGCUUGAAGCCUCACGCCACACCCUAUUUCACCUUGACUUUUCUUAGCGAAGCCACACCACCACUCCAUCCACAACCCGCCCUUGUCCGCCGCCGCAUUAGUCGGCUCAUCGAACCUUCCAAAACUAUGGCGUCUCUUCGCCAGGUCACCACGAAGCUCGGCUCCUCGUCUCUCGAGGAGGCUCGGCACCGAGGCUUAGAUCUGUUUCGCGAGACCUGCCGUGCGUUACCGAGCAUCAUGUUUCGCUACAACCUUGACGAAGUGAUCACGCGACAGGAGCUGCGUUCGCGAAUCGCCAACGAGUUUCGGCGACACAGCGACGUCGAAAAUCCCAAGGUGAUCGAUCUGCUGGUGGUUAAGGGCAAGGAGGAGCUGGUGAAUUUUCUGAACCACUCGAAGCAGCGGCACCAUGUGAUUUCGCAGUGGGUGGUGGGGCCGCAGGGGCAAGUGCCCACCAUCCCUGGAGGGCCGCACCACAAGCCAGGCAUCGUGCCAAAGGGCAGUGAAUCUUUGUUCCUUAGAAAUUUCUACGAGAGCAACUGA
Messenger RNA from Closterium sp. Yama58-4, 546 nucleotides. The record is from the annotation of a GenBank genome assembly. Lineage: Eukaryota; Viridiplantae; Streptophyta; Zygnematophyceae; Desmidiales; Closteriaceae.